This is a messenger RNA of Ophidiomyces ophidiicola, 1242 nucleotides long. RefSeq lists its product as uncharacterized. Lineage: Eukaryota; Fungi; Ascomycota; Eurotiomycetes; Onygenales; Onygenaceae. The transcript has a single exon. Gene Ontology annotation, molecular function: glycerophosphodiester phosphodiesterase activity. The coding region runs from base 1 to 1242 and encodes 413 amino acids. The record is from RefSeq and is a predicted model, not a curated record. Gene Ontology annotation, biological process: lipid metabolic process.
AUGAAGCUCACUGCGGCCGCUGUCGUGGCCGGCGCUCUGCUCGCGGGCUCUGCCACCGCCGCCCCCCGGAGCCAUGGCCAGACGCCCAUCCGCAACAUCCAGGUCGGCGUGCGCCCGGACUGGCUCGUCAGCAAGAUGGCCGACGGCCCGCUCAAGCGCAAGCUGCAGUCGUGCUCUGAGAAGCGCCCAUGCAAGACCGACUUCACCAUCAGCCAUCGCGGCGCGCCGCUGCAGUUCCCCGAGCACACCAUGGAGGGCCUGUACGCCGCCGCGCGCAUGGGCGCCGGCAUCAUCGAGUGCGACGUCACCUUCACCAAGGACCGCCAGCUCGUCUGCCGCCAUUCGCAGUGCGACCUGCACACCACCACCAACGUGCUGACCAUCCCCGAGCUGGCGAAGAAAUGCACCGCCCCGUUCACUCCUGCGACGGACGGCAAGCCCGCUGCCGCCAAAUGCUGCACCAGCGACUUCACCCUCGCCGAGUUCCGCACCUUGUGUGGCAAGAUGGACUCCUUCAAUAGGACCGCAAAGACCCCGGAGGAUUUCCAGGGCGGCGUUGCCGACUGGCGCACCACCCUCUACGACCAGUUCUGCGGCACGCUCUAUACCCACAAGGAAUACAUCCAGUUCAUCGACACUCUCGGCCUCAAGUUCACGCCCGAGCUCAAGACGCCCGAGGUGAAGAUGCCAUACGAAGGAGACUACACGCAGGAGAAGUACGCACAGCAGAUGAUCGACGAGUACAAGGCCGCGCGCAUCCACCCCAGCCGCGUGUUCGCGCAGUCCUUCCUCGCCGACGACAUCUACUACUGGGGGCGGCGCGAGCCCGAGUUCGCCAAACAGGCCGUGUUCCUGGACGAGCGCGUCGACACCCCCGCCGGCUACAAGACGGCCGUCGCCGACAUGGACAAGCUCGCCCAGAAGGGCGUGCGCAUCGUGGCCCCGCCCAUCUUCGCGCUCCUCACCACCGACGCGCAGAACCGCAUUGUCCCCUCGGACUACGCCAAGGCCGCGAAGAAGGCGGGCCUCCAGAUCAUUACGUGGUCGCUGGAGCGGUCGGGCCCGCUGAAGAACGUGGCCAAGACCAAGGAGUACUACUACCAGUCCGUGCUGUCCGCCGUCAAGAGUGACGGCGAUAUGUAUGUCGUGCUGGAUGUGCUGGCGAGAGAAGUCGGCAUCAUUGGAAUCUUCUCCGACUGGCCUGCCACCGUGACGUAUUAUGCUAAUUGUUUCGGGCUGUGA